Molecule: messenger RNA, 573 nt
Organism: Closterium sp. Yama58-4
Lineage: Eukaryota; Viridiplantae; Streptophyta; Zygnematophyceae; Desmidiales; Closteriaceae
Source: the annotation of a GenBank genome assembly
AUGUUGCUCUGCAUUUAUGAUAUUAUCUACAUAUUCCAACGCUUCCUUGUAAUUUCGCACUACCCCCAUCCCCCCCUCGCCUCUCUCUUCCUGGUUCCAGGUUCCCCCUCCGAUAGGACCCCCCCCCUCCCCCCACAAGGUCCUGCUCCCUCAGGUGUGUCUCAGGUAGACCCACCCCCCUUGGUUGAGCCUUUGGAGGUCACCUCUGACACCUCUGGCCCAGCUGAGGGGACUCUGGUGCUGCUGGGCGUCGUGGCGCUGGGGGUGUGGACUCUAGGGGUGGUGACACUAGAGGUGCUGGUUAUGGGGUUUCUAAGACUGGGGGUGCUGGUUCUGGGGAUGCUGAGCGUCCUAGUGGUGGUGGAAUCGCUGGUGCUCCUGCUGGAGGCUCUGGGAGUGGACAGCAGCAGCAGUCUCGUCGUUAGGAGUCUCUCAAGCCACAGCAGCUUCGGCGGUUUCGCUGCGGUGGCGGAGUUGGAGGUACGAGAGGUGCUCGAGGUGCUGAGACUGGAGGUCCUGAUGCUAAGGGUGCUGGAGGCGCUGGAGCUGCAGGUCCUAGUGAUGGAGCUGUAG